AAAUGUCAUAAGGAAAAUUCACCCAAGUCUGAUCGCCGCUGUUCGUCGGAGCGUUUGGUUCCAACAAAUUGUUCCAUUUUUAUCUAGCAUCUGGAAUUUUUAGUUUACUUAAGUGUAAUUGUUCGGUGUACAACCGUCCGGUAAAGCAGCCGGAAGUGAAUUUCAGGUUCCACCUACAGCAAAAAAAAUCAUAAAUCAAUAUGGAUAUGGGACCUCCUAGAGGUGGAUUCCGCGGCGGACGCGGUGGUCCACCGAGAAGCAGCUUCGGAGAACGUGGCCGCGGCCGUGGUGGACGGGGUGGUCCAGGAGGAUUCGGAAUGGGACGUCCCGGUGGAUUUGGAAGCCCUCCAAUGAUGCGAGGACGAGGGUUGCUUCGAGGACCUCCCCGAGGUUUAGGAGGCCCUCCACGAGGACCGCCAAUGUCUCGCGGUGGUGGUCCGUACAGCAGUAGACCACCGAUGGGUAGUGGACCACCACGCAGCAGCUACGGAUCAUCCGUCAGCAAUGGCUCAGGACCACCAGCUUCAUCAACAACAGAAAACGGUACCUCAGGAGAUCUUAAAUCAGCGGACACUACUACGACAAAACCAGCUGCAGCAAGUACAAGUGGUAGCACUCCUACUUCCACUUCGAACUCUGCUGCAUCCUCGUCUGCUCCUAAAUCGUCAUCUGCAUCAGUACCCGGUUCAGAAUCUGGAAGAACGACCCCCCCACAGCCGAUUAAGACGGCAGAUUCUAGUAGCUUAUCUCAUUCUCACUCCCACUCAAGAGAUUCACACGAUUCAUCAAUUCAGUCGACCGGUGGAUCAUAUCAUUCCCGGCGAUACGAUGGACCACCUCGUGGAAGUCGCGGAGGUUAUCCUCCUCGUGGAUCUAGCCGUGGUCGAGGUGGAUAUGGGGGUUACGACAGAUACGAUGGUCCAAGGCCACCACGCGGUAUGGGUGGUCGUGGGCGAGGAGGUUACGGUGGACACGGAGGACACGGAGGAGGGGGUCCAAGUGGAUAUGGACAACCCUAUGGAGGCGGAUAUAACAGUGGUCCUCCACCAUCGUACGGUGGACACAUGUCAGCGUAUCCUCCUUCCGGUGGUUACAAUCAAGGCCCACCUCGGCAACAGUUCGAUACCCGUCAGCCAUCCAACACAACUACGGUUACACCAAUUAAACGGGGUGGAAUGCCCGGUGGACCCCCUGGACCUAAACGAGGUCGGUAUGAUUCAGGGCCUCCGAGUCGGUCCUUCCCACCGAAAAGUAUGCCUCCACACCAUGGUGCACCUGCGCCUGUUCCUUCGUAUGGUGCCCCACCGUCUAUGGGCGUACAUGGCGGUUAUCCGGAUCACAGCCACCAAGCUGCUACCGGAAUGGAUCAGUAUGGCGCACAAGGUGCGGCUGCUGCGACAGCCUAUGGUGCUACUGCUGCUGCACCACAAGCCGGUUACGCAACCAAUGGCUACGGUCAGACAGGCUACGCCGCAGCAGCAGUACCAGCAACCGGCUACGCCACCGGCACAGAAUACGACGCCAGUCAUUACGACUACAGCACGGGUACCUAUGACAGCAGGUAUCAGACGGGGUAUACCCAAGAUUACAGUCAAUCUUAUGGUACCACCGCUGAUUACACCGCUACGACGGAAGCAUACCCUACCCAGCAAUACGAUGAACGAACAGCGUACGCAGGUUAUGACGCACAAGCCUAUUCACAAGGCUAUGCAAAAACUGAUCAGUACGCGCAUGGUGGUUAUUACUAAGACAAAGCAAGAGAUGAUAAACAAAACACAAAAAAAAAACAAUCUAUCAAACAAAAAAAGUGAUGUAUGAUUAAAAACGCAAAAAAAAAGAAAACAUCAACUUAACAGAAAACAUAUUAUGCAGCCAAAUUGGAUCACACAACAGACAAAUAUAACAGAAACGGUUUUCUCAAGUGAGACAAAUCAUCAGAUCGGAAGGAAAAACGUCUACUAUCAGCUUCCGCUAGGAGCAGCAAAGUUAUUGCAAAGAUCUCGCCGGUGCAAAAGAUAAACUACAAAACUGCAUUCAGUACCAUGCUGGAUCUGCAAAAAUAAGCAAACGAGAGCAAACAAAACUUACCCAACAACGGUAUCUCGGAUUAGUUGUCCACACCAGUCAAAAUCGUAGUCUUUAAGUUACUUCUUUCCAUUAUUUUGUUUAUUUUAUUUUAAAUUCUUAACGGUAUUGCAUCCAUAAAUGGUAGUGCUUUACUCUACAGUUCUUAUCCAGUUUUAUCAAGUUGUACCAUAAUAAUGCAGAAUUAUGAGUCUUGAAAUACAGUGAACAAAAAAUACAGUUUAUUCGAAAAUGUAAUACUUACUAGCAUUAGGUGUCAACAAAAAAAUUAAAAGAUUGCGUAAAAACAACAUAAAAUAAAUUAUCUUGCACCCCAAUAAAGAAUAACUUUGGAUGUUUACUAUUCCACUAGCGAUCCAGUUGGUUUCUCAUAGCAUUAA
Molecule: messenger RNA, 2465 nt
Organism: Uranotaenia lowii
Lineage: Eukaryota; Metazoa; Arthropoda; Insecta; Diptera; Culicidae
Product: pro-resilin
Exons: 5
Coding region: 201-1748 (515 amino acids)
Source: RefSeq, a predicted model, not a curated record